CUUAGUAAACAAAUUAAUGAUAAGAAUAAUAAAAAUAUUAACGAUGAGAGAUGAGAGAUAGCAAAAUCGACAGAUGUUUGUCAGAGAAUUAACGAAUUAAAUUUUAAUUUACUCACACCAAAUAUUUAGUUAAUCCAUCGUUGAUCCCACUCGAUACAACUUUGAAUACUUUCAUCCGUGAUCAUGCAUUCUUAAAGGGCACGAAGUUUAUGUGCUUGGAAGGUGGAUGUGGAGCUUGUGUGGUGACUUUGAAGGGAGUCCAUCCAGUGACGAAAGAGAAGACAACAUGGGCUGUCAAUUCUUGUUUGCAAAACAUUUACUCGUGUCAUGGACUUGACAUCAUCACGGUCGAAGGAAUCGGGAGCAAGAAGAAUGGAAUGCAUCAGGUGCAGAAACGAUUGGCAAACUUCAAUGGAACUCAAUGUGGUUAUUGCAGUCCGGGAAUGGUCAUGAACAUGUACUCGUUGUUGGAAUCAAAGAACGGCAAAGUGACGAUGGAAGAAGUCGAGAAUUCGUUUGGUGGAAACAUCUGUCGAUGCACUGGUUAUCGACCAAUCUUGGAUGCAUUCAAGUCACUCGCUUCGGAUGCAGAUGAGACUUUGUUGAACUUAUGCAAAGACAUUGAAGAUUUGGAUGGAACGAAGACUUGUCCAAAGACUGGAACUCCUUGCAUUGGCAGUUGCAGUGCAAUUGGAAAAGUCGAUCCGAAACAUUCAUUGAAGUUGACAUUCGAAGAUGAUCGCGAGUGGCACAAAAUUUACAAUUUGACUGAAUUGUUCAAAGUCAUGGGAACAAUCGGCUAUCGUCCUUAUCAACUUGUCGCUGGAAACCCCGCACAUGGCGUUUAUCGUCGAUCUGCUGACCUCAAAGUUUUCAUUGACAUUUCGAGUGUUGAAGAGUUGCGAGGAUUCAAAGUCAACGACAACACUUUGGAAAUUGGUGGAAAUGUGACGUUGACAGAAGCGAUGGAAAUAUUCACGAAAGUGGCCAACGAGAAAAAAGGUUUCGAAUCCCUGAAGGAGUUCGUCACACACAUCGACUUGAUUGCCAACGUCCCAGUUCGUAACAAUGGAACAAUUGCUGGAAAUUUGGCUUUGAAAUAUGCAAAUUUGUCGUUUCCUUCCGACGUUUUCGUUGUACUUGAAGCUGUUGGUGCAAAAAUUGUUCUUUUUUCGGGAGCUCAAAAGCAAGAUGAACACAAUCCUUUGGCACCUUCAGACUUCUUAAACGUCAGCAUGCGACGAAAAGUUAUCGGAAAAAUUAUUUUCCCAUCUUUGUCUUCGUCAUUUGUCUUCCGAUCAUACAAAAUCAUGCCACGAGCUCAAAAUGCUCAUUCCUAUGUCAACGCAGCUUUCCUUCUUCAAUUCAACGAGGAAAAAACUUUUAUUAAGUCAGCUUCAAUUUGUUUUGGUGGAAUCGACGAUUUUUUUGAUCAUGCUGAAAAGUUGGAAAAGUUUUUGAUUGGCAAAGACAUUUAUUUAAACGAAGUUCUUCAAAAUGCUUGUGAAGUUCUUGAAAAGGAAAUCAAACCCGACUCGGACCCUUCGAUUUCGUCUCCAGAAUUUCGAAAGCAUUUGGCAAUUUCACUUUUCUAUAAAUUUGUGUUGAACACUUCGCCAUCGGAUAAAGUGAAAUCUGAAUUCAAGUUGGGUGGUGAAACAUUAAAACGAGAAAUUUCUUCAGGUCAACAACAAAUCGAUGUGAAUGAAGGAAAAUCGAAACUUUACAAAAGAAUUCCAAAAGUUGAAGCUGACAUUCAAUGCACUGGCGAAGCUCAAUAUGUCAACGACAUUCCCAAAUUCGAGAAUGAAUUACACGCUGCGUUUGUUUUGGGUGACAAAGUCAAUGGUCGGAUAAAAUCCAUCGAUGCUUCCGAAGCUUUAAACAUUUCAGGUGUCGUCGCAUUUUAUGCAGCCAAAGACAUUCCAGGAUUAAAUAAUUUCAUGCCACUGCGAUUCAAAAUGUUCAACCUGAAAAUCGAAGAAGUUUUCUGCAGGGAUAAACUUUUAUAUCACGGACAACCAGUUGGAAUCGUUCUUGCAGAGACCUUCGAUUUGGCAUACAAAGCAAGAAAGUUCAUCAAAAUUGAUUACAGCUUUGAUCAUGACGACGAGCCAAUUUAUCCAACGAUUCGAGAAGUUAUGAAAGCAAAAGCCGAUGAUCGACUUUUCGACGUGCCUGAAUAUUAUUUGAAAGCAAGUGAAUAUGGAAAUGACAAACAACAUAAGAUUUCUGGUCAUUUUGAGAUUCCAUCAACGCAAUAUCAUUACUCGAUGGAGACACAACAGUGCUUGGUUGUUCCAAGUGAAGAUGAUUGUUUGGAUGUUUAUUCAUCAGCACAAUGGAGCGACACAAAUCAAAUUUCAAUUGCUGAAGUGUUGAACAUUCCUGUUAGUAAUGUGAAUACUUAUGUGAGACGGCUUGGCGGUGCUUUCGGUGGAAAGAUUAGCAGACAAGGGCAGAUUGCUUGUGCAGCAGCUCUAGGAAGUUAUUUAACUAAGAAACCUGUUCGAUUGAUUAUGUCAAUGGAAGAUAAUAUGAGAGCAAUUGGCAAACGCUUUUCAUCAAUGUCAGAUUAUGUUGCUGAAGUUGAUAAUCUGGGAAAAAUACAAACAUUGAAGCAUCAUUACAUUCAUGAUCAAGGAUGUUCGCCAAAUGAAGUUGUUCAAUUCAAUACUUCAGUUUACAUUGGAAAUUGUUACAAUAUCAAGAGUUGGGAUGUGACAACUCAAAGUGCUUUAACUCAUUCAGCAUCAAAUACAUGGAUGAGAGCUCCUGGCACGACUGAUGCGAUUGCAAUGACUGAACAUGUCAUGGAACACAUCGCAAGAGUUGUUGGACGUGAUCCAAUCGAUGUUAGAAUGGAAAAUCUUGAAGAUGGCAGUGAAUUCAAAACAAUGAUUCCGACAUUCAUUAAUGACGUUAAAUACCGUGAGAGAAAAGCUGCAAUUGACAAAUUUAAUUUGAAGAAUCGUUGGGUGAAACGUGGAAUUGCUGUGUCGCCAAUGAAAUAUUUCAUUGCGUAUUUUGGAUCGAUGCAUGGAAUUGUUUCGAUUUAUCAUGGAGAUGGCUCAGUUGCUUUAUCAACUGGUGGUGUUGAGAUGGGACAAGGAUUAAAUACAAAAGUAAUGCAAGUCGCGUCUCAUGUUUUGGGAAUUCCUUUCGAGAAAAUUUCUAUAAAACCAUCAAAUAGUUUGAACAAUGCUAAUGACAUUGGAUCAGUUGCCAGUGUUACAAGCGAAGUUGCGUGUUACAUUGUCAAGAAAUGUUGUGAGAUUUUAAUGGAAAGAAUGAAACCUUUUAAAGAUGAAAAUCCUGAAGCGUCAUGGGAAGAAAUUGUUGAAAACGCUUUCUUGAAGAACACCGACUUGUCAGCUACUUAUAUGUACAAACAAGAAGAAAUGGAAACUUAUUACGUUUACGGCUUGAGUUGCGCUGAAGUUGAAGUUGAUCUUUUAACUGGAAACAUUCUUUUGAAGCGAGUUGACAUCCUUGAAGACACAGGAGAAAGUAUGAGUCCAGGCAUUGACAUUGGACAAAUUGAAGGCGGCUUUGUGAUGGGAUUGGGCAUUUGGCUGACUGAGAAUUUAAUUUACGAUCCGAAAACUGCUGAAUUAUUGACAGAUCGCUCAUGGAAUUACAAACCACCAGGUGCUAAAGACAUUCCCAUUGAUUUCCGCAUAAAACUUGUGCAAAAGAAACCAAAUCCAUGUUUUGUCCUAAGAUCGAAAGCUGUUGGUGAACCUCCCGUUACAAUGGGUGUUGUUGUUAGUUUUGCAAUAAGGCAUGCAAUUGAUUCUGCAAGAAAAGACAAUGGUUGUGAGGAUUUAUGGUACGUUCUGAGUCCACCAAUUUCGCCAGAGAAAAUUAUUCUAGCUGCUGGACUGAAUAUUAAGGAUUUCAAAUUGAAUUAACAAUAAUCAUGUAUGAAUUAAACUUUUAAUCACAAUAAAUAAACUUACAAAAGGUGAUUGGGAAGAAAUCAAGAACA
This is a messenger RNA of Clunio marinus, 3991 nucleotides long. The record is from the annotation of a GenBank genome assembly. Lineage: Eukaryota; Metazoa; Arthropoda; Insecta; Diptera; Chironomidae.